Molecule: messenger RNA, 1251 nt
Organism: Phaeodactylum tricornutum CCAP 1055/1
Lineage: Eukaryota; Bacillariophyta; Bacillariophyceae; Surirellales; Neidiaceae
Gene: AP3mu
Exons: 3
Coding region: 1-1251 (416 amino acids)
Biological process (GO): endocytosis; intracellular protein transport
Cellular component (GO): clathrin adaptor complex; cytoplasmic vesicle
Source: RefSeq, a predicted model, not a curated record
AUGCAAUCCCUGUUCAUUCUUUCACCCACGGGAGAAGUAUUGAUUGAACGUCACUUUCGUGGCGUUGUGACUUCUCGAUCUGUUUGCGAAACCUUUUGGGAGCGAGCCGUACCUCCCGUAAUGGAGGUUCCAGAAUCUGACCAAGGAACACUCUACGUUAUAUCCAUUCUACGCGAAGGCCUCAGCUAUUUGGCCGUCUGUCCAGCCGAAGUCAGUCCGCUUCUUAUUAUUGAAUUCUUGCAACGAAUCGCCAAUAUCUUUGUCGAGUACUUUGGACCUCCGGCGGACGAAUCCGCCAUAAAAGACAAUUUUUCUACCGUUUAUCAGCUAAUCGAAGAGAUGGUUGACUUUGGAUGGCCGUUAACAACGGAACCCAACGCGCUCAAGGCCAUGAUUCGUCCACCCACGGUGAUGAGCAAACUGUUGCAAUCAUCGACGACCGUCAGUGACGAAUUGCCGUCGGGAACGAUUAGUAACAUUCCCUGGCGCGCCGCAAACGUACACUACACACAAAACGAAAUUUAUAUGGACAUUGUGGAGGAGGUUGACGCGAUUGUAAACGCUUCUGGCGCGGUUGUGUCGUCGGACGUUAGCGGGUCGAUUCAAUGUCAAUCACACCUGUCCGGUGUUCCGGAUCUGUUGCUAACGUUCAAAGAGCCGGAUCUGAUUGACGACUGCAGCUUUCAUCCUUGUGUACGCUACGCUCGAUUCGAAAACGACAAAGUGGUUUCCUUCGUCCCGCCGGACGGUAAUUUCGAGCUCAUGCGAUACCGCAUACAUCCGGAGCGAGCACGCAAUUUUAGUCCUCCGGUAUACUGCCAUCCGCAAUGGUCAUAUAGCUCCUCAACGGAUGCCAGUUUGGUGUUUUCGGCGUCAAGAAAGGGCCCCCUGCAGGUUGAAGAAGUGGCUGUACUGAUUCCGUUUCCUAAACAGACACGAACGACUGCUGGGUUUCAGGUCAAUAUUGGUUCGGUCAUGUAUGAUGAAGCCGCCAAAGUUGCCCGCUGGACGCUCGGCAAGAUGGAUGCGUCUAGAAAAGCGACCUUGUCGUGUACUUUUACAGCCCUGACAAGCAACGACGAAGAAAUCACAUCCUCCAUACCCAAUGUAUCGCUCACUUGGAAGAUUCCGCUAGCAUCCGUAUCGGGAUUGUCCGUCAGUGGUCUCUCCGUCACUGGAGAGUCCUACAGACCAUACAAAGGUGUACGGAACGUUACCAAGUCGGGCCUAUUUCAAGUGCGGUGUAGCUGA